CUUGAACAAAUUCCUACAGUUCAAUCUUCUCUUCACUCAUUCAGCCAUUACUCCCUCUCACUAUGUCGUCGUCAUCGACGUCGAUGACCUCAAAGUCUCCACGACUGAGACGUCCCAAAGGCAUCACAGGUUCCCCUAGCACACAUGAAAAUUUCCAGCAGGAUGAACCUGCGGACCACGUGUAUCAAAAUCCUAACGAUCGUCAUCCUAUAGAGCGGAUCCUUGAAACAGACCAAGCUAGUAUCAUCGUUGUAGGAAUACUGACGAUGCUGGCGUUCGCGCUGCGCUUGUACAAACUCAGUCACCCUGACCAAGUCGUUUUUGACGAGGUCCAUUUCGGCAAAUUUGCCUCGUACUACAUCCUGCGGACAUACUACUUCGACGUGCAUCCUCCUUUUGCGAAGUUACUGUUCGGUCUUGCAGGCUGGUUUGUUGGAUUCGACGGCCAGUUCCAAUUCGAGGACAUUGGCGACAGCUAUACGCUCAACCAUGUUCCCUACAUUGGCAUGCGCGCCCUCCCAGCUAUCCUCGGAAGUCUCACAAUCCCGGUUGUCUAUGCCAUUAUGAAGCAGAGCGGGUACUCCACGGUCAUAGCAGCAUUCUCGGCAUCUCUCAUUCUCUUCGACAAUGCCCACAUCGCACAGUCUCGCCUCAUCCUUCUUGACGCUACACUAAUCUUCUUCAUGUCACUCACCAUAUACUCCUACAUACGAUUCCAGAAGCUCCGUCACUGGGAAUUCUCCACAGAAUGGUGGGUCUGGCUGAUUCUCACGGGAACGUUUAUGGCGUGUACCUGGGGAUCCAAAGUUAAUGGUAUCCUCACGGUCUUUGCAAUCGGUGUUGCCGUUCUCAUCGACCUCUGGGAUCUUCUGGAUUACAAGAAGGGAAAUACUAUGGAUCAUUUCUGGAGACAUUUUACCGCUAGGGCAAUUGGACUCAUCGUAGUCCCUUUCGUGAUCUAUCUAUCUUUCUUCUAUAUCCACUUCGCUAUUCUCACACAAUCUGGGCCUGGUGACACAUUCAUGAGCCCCGCAUUUCAAGAAACGCUCGCGGGUAACGAAAUGCUAUUGAACAGUCAAGAUAUCAGAUAUUUUGACACCAUCACUCUGCGACACAAGGACACCAAAGUGUAUUUGCACUCGCACCCUGAGAAGUAUCCUCUGAAAUACGAGGAUGGUCGUAUCAGCAGUCAAGGACAGCAGGUCACUGGUUAUGCCCAUAAUGAUACGAACAAUUUUUGGCAAGUCAUACCCACCAAAUCACUGCCCGAAACCGGUCGUGGUCGGAUUGUUCGCAACGAUGACAUGAUCCAGCUCCUCCAUGUCAACACUAAUACGCUUCUCCUGACGCACGAUGUCGCAUCCCCCCUCAUGCCUACUAACGAGGAAUUCACAACCUGGCCAAGGGAUGACCAUUCACGAUAUAAUGACACGUUAUUUAGACUUCACCUCAUCGACUCUCACGACGGCGAGGCCUGGAAGACGAAGUCUGGGUACUUCAAACUAGUCCACGUCCCUACCCUUGUCUCGAUGUGGACACACAACAAACAGCUCCCUGACUGGGCAUUUAAGCAGCAGGAAGUCAAUGGUCAUAAAAGCGCAACAGAAAAAUCAGCAACAUGGUAUGUUGACGAGAUCAUUGCUACGGAGGAUGACGAUGAAGUCAGAAACCACACUGCGCCGGCACCUCCGAAAGUCCCGAAGAAGAUGAACUUCUUCCGCAAAUGGGGAGAACUCCAGUUGUUGAUGUUGCAGCAUAACGCGGGUCUGACGGCUUCGCAUCCCUAUGCCAGUAGCCCGAUUAACUGGCCGUUCUUAUUGAGUGGAAUAAGUUUCUGGACUGAGAACGAUGAGCAGAAGCAAAUAUAUCUAAUUGGCAAUGUGGUGGGCUGGUGGACAUGUGUGGUUAUGUUGUCGAUCUACGUUGGUAUCCUCGGCGCCGAUCUUUUGGCCCGACGUAGAAACCAUAAUCCUAUUGGAGAUCCUGUUCGCAACCGUCUUUGGAGCUCGACAGGAUUCUUCUUUGUCAUUUGGGCGGUACAUUACUUCCCUUUCUUCCUGAUGAACCGACAGCUUUUCGUCCACCACUAUCUCCCUUCGCACGUAGCCUCUGCCCUGAUUGCAGGCUCCGUGUUGAACUUCAUGCUUUCUGAUACCAUCAACUACCCGUCAUCGAUCCAUGGGCCAUUAACGCGUCCAAAAGUUCGAACUUACGCGGACAUCGGCUUGAAAGGACCUAUACUCUUUGUAUUAUUUUGCAUCGUAUUGUUCUCGAUGUUUGUUUUCCUGGCGCCUUUAACCUAUGGCACACCUGGCCUCACUGGUGAUCAAGUAAACCAGCACCGACUGCUGUCUACAUGGACACUCCAUUUUGCUGGAAAAAUGACUGCGGAGGUUCCAGCUUAAGCAGGUGUUUUUUGUGGAAGACGCUGUGGAAAGUGCCUUGUAUAUUACCCACUCUUUCUUGUAGAGAGAAGCAUAGUUGUGAGACCAUAUAUAACAUCUUUUUCUUCUGGGAGGCUGGGAGUAUGUUCAUAAAAACAUACUUAUCUCCUAUGAAUCGUUAGGCCCUCGCAAAUAAAUG
Guyanagaster necrorhizus is the source of this 2583-nucleotide messenger RNA. Its product is annotated as glycosyltransferase family 39 protein. Bases 63 to 2405 code for a protein of 780 amino acids. The record is from RefSeq and is a predicted model, not a curated record. The transcript has 10 exons. Gene Ontology annotation, biological process: protein O-linked glycosylation via mannose. Lineage: Eukaryota; Fungi; Basidiomycota; Agaricomycetes; Agaricales; Physalacriaceae. Gene Ontology annotation, molecular function: dolichyl-phosphate-mannose-protein mannosyltransferase activity. Gene Ontology annotation, cellular component: membrane; endoplasmic reticulum.